GAGAGCUCAUACCUUAACAGUCUUGUUCAUCCUCACGUGUGCCCUGGGCUACGUCACCUUGCUGGAGGAGACCCCCCAAGAUACAGCCUACAACACAAAGAGAGGUAUUGUCGCCAGUAUUUUGGUUUUCCUGUGUUUUGGAGUUACACAAGCUAAAGAUGGACCAUUUUCAAGACCCCAUCCAGCUUACUGGAGGUUCUGGCUGUGUGUCAGCGUUGUGUAUGAGCUCUUCCUCAUCUUCAUACUCUUUCAGACUGUGCAGGAUGGCAGGCAGUUCAUGAAGUACAUCGACCCACACUUAGGGGUCCCUUUGCCAGAAAGAGACUACGGUGGCAACUGCCUUAUUUAUGAUCCUGGCAAUGAAACUGAUCCAUUUCACAACAUCUGGGACAAACUGGAUGGAUUUGUUCCUGCUCACUUUUUUGGCUGGUACCUGAAGACGCUGAUGAUUCGAGACUGGUGGAUGUGUAUGAUCAUCAGUGUAAUGUUUGAAUUUCUGGAAUACAGCCUGGAGCACCAGCUUCCAAACUUCAGCGAGUGUUGGUGGGAUCACUGGAUAAUGGAUGUGAUCUUGUGUAAUGGAUUAGGAAUUUACUGUGGGAUGAAGACUCUGUCUUGGCUUUCUUUGAAAACGUACAAGUGGCAAGGACUUUGGAACAUUCCUACCUACAAAGGUAAAAUGAAGAGAAUUGUCUUCCAGUUCACCCCCUACAGCUGGGUGAAGUUUGAGUGGAAGCCAGCGUCCAGCUUGCGCCGGUGGCUGGCGGUCUGUGGCAUCAUCUUCGUGUUUUUAUUGGCAGAGCUGAACACAUUUUACUUGAAGUUUGUCCUUUGGAUGCCACCAGAACACUACUUGGUCCUGUUGCGACUUGUCUUUUUUGUCAAUGUGGGAGGUGUGGCUAUGAGGGAGAUCUACGACUUCAUGGACGACCCGAAGUUCCAUAAGAAGCUGGGUCAGCAGGCGUGGCUGGUUGCUGCCAUCACUGCCACGGAGUUCCUGAUCGUGGUGAAGUACGACCCCUACACGCUCACGCUCUCCCUCCCUUUCUACAUCACCCAGUGCUGGAUCCUGGGGAUUAUCCUGGUGCUCACCUGGACAGCCUGGCGCUUCUUCAUUCGUGACAUCACUCUGCGGUACAAGGAGAUCAGGCGGCAGAAGCAAGAGCACAGAUACGAGAAGGAGAAAUGCCUGAGCAAUGGUGAUGGACACUCGUCAGUGCUGGAUGAACAAAACGGGAACAAACUAAGGGAGAGGAGGCUCUGAGCAAGAGCUGAAGAGCUGGAAGGGACUCGCAGUGCUCGAGUUGGCCUGGUGGCCAGUUCAACCUUAUCCUACCUAACUUGUAAUUUUCGUUGUUAGCUUUCCAAGGUGUGAAAAUCCUCUCGGGGAAGAGCUGUCACCCUGACGUACACACCCUUUCUGCUGUCUGCCCAGCCAGUCAGAGAAGGUCUGUGUAGAGGGGAGUCAGAGCCAGCACUGCUGCAAGGAGAUGGGAUCCUCGUUCCCACGUGUUGUGUCUUCCUGGAGAGCAGGGUUUGGGGACGAGGGGCUUGGCAGCAGCGUGUGAAGGGAAUCUGGCUGCUCUGUCUCCAGUGACCUCUGAGGUUU
Merops nubicus (carmine bee-eater) is the source of this 1609-nucleotide messenger RNA. RefSeq names its product phosphatidylserine synthase 2 (gene PTDSS2). Gene Ontology annotation, biological process: phosphatidylserine biosynthetic process. Lineage: Eukaryota; Metazoa; Chordata; Aves; Coraciiformes; Meropidae. Gene Ontology annotation, molecular function: L-serine-phosphatidylethanolamine phosphatidyltransferase activity. The annotation marks the transcript as partial. The record is from RefSeq and is a predicted model, not a curated record. The transcript is spliced from 11 exons.